Rotaria socialis is the source of this 900-nucleotide messenger RNA. The record is from the annotation of a GenBank genome assembly. Lineage: Eukaryota; Metazoa; Rotifera; Eurotatoria; Philodinida; Philodinidae.
AUGCACGGCGUUGAUGCAGAAUUAUCUCCGUCGCUCUCAAGUCGAAGCGAGGAUAAAUUUUUUGUGGUUGUUAGUGUAUUAUUACCUAUAGUCGCUCAAACAGCUUAUAUAUUUGAUGUAUUCUACUACCAUUUAAAUUCAAAACAAGAUAAUGGAUAUGAAGGUCUACUUUCAUCGGUUCUAAGCGUUUUUGCGUAUCUGCAAUAUUGUGUACCUAUUCGGUCGCGUUGUACUCGAUUUUUCUAUCAUUUAUUCCUUUGGAUCUUAUCGGAAAUCGGUACAUUAGGUCAUUUAAUAUUAUGCGACAGGCGUCGGAUAUCUUCUAUGAUUUUAUAUUCUUUAUCUGGAUUAGUAGAUUCGAUUUAUUGUGGAUGUUUAAUUUAUUGUCGAGUAUUUUCAAAAGAUCGCUAUGUUCGUGUUCAUAUGGCCAUUGAACAACGGCAUUUAUUUCGUUUUAUAUCACGUUUAGAGGUUAUUCUUGCAAUAUUUAUACCCAUCUUUUUUGAUACCCGUUUUAUAACAUUAACAAGAGACAACAUAGCUUUUUACAUAUUAUUUGAUUUUUUUGCUGAAUAUUAUCAUCGGUUUCAUGGACUGAGAGUCAAAGCCGUUUUGUAUGUAUUUGUCGGCACAGUAACAGCAUCUGUGACAUUAGAAUGGAUACAUCUUGUAAAACAUGAUAAAAACUAUGAAAUAGCUUCAUCAUUAUGUGAACUUCUAGCUUCUUGUCUCUGUUAUUCAUUAAUUAUAAUGCAAUUCUUUCCAAAUAAUUUUAUUUCACGUAAAAAAUUGGCCAAACAUAGACGUAGACAAACUGUAUCAUCAAUAGCAUCGCAACAAACAUAUCAUAGUCGUCAUAGUUUUGAUUCGACAGUCGAAAAACAUAUAUGUUACUUUUAA